CUCUUCCUGUGACCUCAUAUCGACCAGGCGUAACUCUUUUCUAGAUACUGCCGUGGAAAAUGGCUGCGACAAAAAGCGCUAGUCGCAUAAUUGGUUCGGUUAAACCGAUUCUUAGCCGAGAUUUGAGCGAUGCGAAACGCAGGGUGCGAGAGUUGUACAGAGCAUGGUACCGGGAAGUGCCUAAUACAGUGCAUGUGUUUCAGCUAGAUAUCACUGUGAAACAAGGAAGGGAAAUGGUGAGAGAGAGGUUUCAAAGAAAUGCUGAUGUAACCGAUCCUAGGCUCAUUGAUCUUCUUGUAAUCAAGGGGAAGAUGGAUUUAGAAGAAACCAUAAAGGUAUGGAAGCAACGGACACACAUUAUGCGAUUUUUCCAUGAGACUGAGAGUCUACAACCUGAUGAUUUUCUUUCUAACUUCUAUGUUGGCCAGGACCAUUAAGAGUUCAUAAAAAUUAUAUUUAACGUUACUCAAGCAGGACUAUGUGGCAAACUUAAAACUAGUGUGCAAAUGUUAAAAAAAUAAUAAUAAAUUGAUAUAUACCUA
Bufo gargarizans (Asiatic toad) is the source of this 542-nucleotide messenger RNA. It is a transcript of the gene NDUFA6, whose product is annotated as NADH:ubiquinone oxidoreductase subunit A6. The transcript is spliced from 3 exons. Gene Ontology annotation, biological process: response to oxidative stress. Bases 60 to 437 code for a protein of 125 amino acids. Lineage: Eukaryota; Metazoa; Chordata; Amphibia; Anura; Bufonidae. The record is from RefSeq and is a predicted model, not a curated record.